AAUGGAAGUGUAGCAUGAAGCAUAAGCAACGGUUUACUGCUACGGUUACCCAACUGAGGUCCGGGACGCAGGACGCACGCUCCGCACCCCCGCUCUUUCUAUUCACAAACCGCCCGCUCCAGACGCGCGCCUAGUGUCGACAGUGAAAUUCAAAACAAAAAGGUCGUCAGUGCCUUAUGAGGCUUGGUGAGUGUCGGGUGUGCGCGUGUUCCCGCUAAGCUAGUAAAGGGUCGCGGCAGGCCCCAAUGUGCAUUCAGUGAACAGCUAGUGACCGCCAGCUGCUGCGCCGCCAUGGGCUGCGCUCGCGGGAUUUGCACCUCACAGAGCGUCUUCAUCUUUAUCAACAUCGCUUUUGCAAUGUACAGCGGCGCACUGCUGUCGACGGCGGCGCGGCUGGCGUGGGACCCAAGUACAUACACAUGGUUUCGAUUCCUGUGCGCUGCACAAUAUCGUGUUUCACUGGCGUACGUUCUGGCUGCUGGGUUGUGGCUAGCAGCCCUGGUAUACCUGGCAGUUGCGGCCGGUGCCGCGGCUGCAGCUGCACGCCGCCCCGCCGCCGCGUUGCACGCUUAUGUGGCGGGUGUAUGCGCCUUGGUGCUUAGUGAAGUGGCCUAUGGUGCGUGGCUGGUCGCCUCUUUAGCUGCUUGGUGGCGUGCCGCGCCCGAAGCCGAACUGGCGCGCAAAGGCAUCGACUUACUACACGAUAUUAAGCCGGCGCUGCUUGCCGUCGAGCGCUACCGCAAUUACGCACAACCUGUUUACAAUAUGAUCGAGGAGGUGGAAGCACGCGCCCCGAACAACGCCGUGAUAGUGAUCGUUUUCGCGGCGCUGGCAGUGGUGCUGCAAGUUGCGGCGGUGGUGGUGGCGCGGCGACUGGCACGCGGAGGAGUCACGGCAGGUCGGCGGUGUGAGCCCAGCGAAGUUGGCGAGGUGGACAGUGACAGCGAGGCCCUGGAAAAAAGCGCGCCAUCUGCACCGACCGCGUCCCCGCCGCCACCGCCAGGAUGGCACAAAUCCGCUAACUUGCGGAUGUACACGAUAUUAGACAAGAUUUUCUAGCAGGAGGAGGGUGAGUCUCGCAAGAGCGUGACUCGUCCUCAGAGAGAGCCUUGCGAGUCGGAGCAUGGCGGGUCUGCGAGGGCAGCGGCUGUGCGCGACGCACGGUGGGACGCGGUACACGCGCAGCUGGCUGCCGCCGGCGGACGUCCUGCGCGAGCUCCCACCGCACUCCUCAUCCUUCACACAGACCUCUAGCCGUCCUCUGGUUUGGUAAACCUUCUGUGUGAGCGGUAAUCGCUCCUUAUAUACGUACGAUGAACGAAUUCUUGCCCUAUUGUCUUCUCCUAUAAUUGAUUAAGGUGUUAUUUCCGUCUUUAAUACUACAUAAUAUUAUUAAUUCACACGUACGCCCUUAAUUAUGGCACAAUACAAGAAUUUAACACUUCAAUAAUUAAUAGUGAGAACUAGGAACGAAAGCAUUAGCAUUAGACAAUGCUAAUUCUAAAUAUUUACUUCGAUGUUGAAUAACGAAUUUUUGAAUACAUAUUAGUUAAACAAACGUUUUUUGUUUCAUGAAUAAACACAAAUAUGUAUGUAGGUAUAUAUAUCAAAAAUUGGUUAUAAUUGAUUUGUUAAUCGAUAUACGAAGCGGCAGAUUUUAUGUAAUUUUUCAUAGAGAUCAAGUAGCCCAGCAUCCGUAGCAUAACGUGCUACUUUGUUCUACAGUUUUUUCAACGAAAAUCAAUAACGCACACUGCCUCCACUAACGAAUUAUUCUUACCUAUUGUAAUAUGUGUUUACAUUGUAUUAAAAAUGUUUUGCAAUCAUAGCAAUACUGCGGUUCAACGUGUUUCGGCCAAGUUCCUCAAACAUAGUUCCUUCACUCAUACCGUUUGUUUUGUAAAUUACAGACGGAAUGUCGUGGAAGUAACUACAUUUGUCGUGUUUUAUUCUCUCAUAUUUCGUAAUAAAUAAAUUGAAUGUAUUCUACGAAAAUACGUUGAAAUACGCAUGUGUUGCAUGAAUUGGAACGAACUUAAGCUGUUAAACAGACUGCCAUAUUAUUUAUAAUAUUAAAAGUAUUGUUUAAGUAGUAAAUAAAGGCGUGAAUCGCCAGUGAUAACGUAUAUCUAGCCUAAAAGUUGACUCAUAUCACCUUUGUAUUGCAUGUGUUUGUGAUUCCUUAGCUGGUAAGUGUUCUGUUACAACGAGUGGUGCUAAUAUCACUGCAUUUUGUACGUAGUAUGUUGAUACGUAAUAUUUUAUCGUUAUACUUACUGGUUUAAUAGUAACGUAUAGUUAAUGUUCUAAAGCACAACGGGAGGUGCAGAUUCGCCAUGUUCCUUCGUCACCAAUUGGUUAAACGCCGGUGAUAGACGAAGUGGGAGCGUUCCGGUGCCAAAUAGCUUUAAGUUUAGCGAAUAGUAAGUAAUUUGUUACUAAU
This is a messenger RNA of Pieris napi, 2443 nucleotides long. RefSeq lists its product as uncharacterized. Lineage: Eukaryota; Metazoa; Arthropoda; Insecta; Lepidoptera; Pieridae. The transcript is spliced from 4 exons. The record is from RefSeq and is a predicted model, not a curated record. The coding region runs from base 292 to 1059 and encodes 255 amino acids.